Molecule: messenger RNA, 1551 nt
Organism: Postia placenta MAD-698-R-SB12
Lineage: Eukaryota; Fungi; Basidiomycota; Agaricomycetes; Polyporales; Adustoporiaceae
Exons: 14
Coding region: 1-1362 (453 amino acids)
Cellular component (GO): cytoplasm; nucleus
Source: RefSeq, a predicted model, not a curated record
AUGGCGGCGCCCGUAGCUCAGGAAGAGCUACCCAUCCUCGAGGCAGUUAUCAACAUUCGCAAUCGCCUGACGGCACUCAAGAAGGACAGAGGAGAGUAUAUUAAACCAUCAGACGUGAACACGCUGUAUCAAGCAAUCGUGAAGCAAGUGACACGCCUAAAUGAAGUCCGCGAUGCCCAUACAACAUACAACAACCGUCUGGACACAACUCUGGCGGAUGUAUUCAACCUACUAUCUCUUUUCUUCCUCACCAUUGGGAAAACCAAGGAAUGCCCAGCAACCUACAGUCAAAUUGCUAGUAUGCGGCAAAUUUUAGAGCAUAUGGAUGAAUCAGGCAUCUACAACGAGUCAGACCUUGCGCCAUUUCAUCGACGCCUUGCUGAAUUACGGUGCAUCGUGCGAAGUGAUGCGGAGGGCGGCAAGCAUCCCGAAGCGAUGACCACGCUUUUGGACAGACAACUGAAUGAAUGUGACUGCGUGAUUCGGCGAAUGCAAGAAUCGCUAGCGGUGCUAUCGCCCGAGCUGGUUCCCAUACAUGAGCGCCUGGUCAAUGUCCGCCGGAAGCUCGUUGCCCUCGCUGCGAAGGAGACUGCACGAGAGGCUGCAGCAGCUAUGCUCCAAGAAGAGCUGCGAAAAAUUGAUUCGAAGCGUGUGGAUGGCAAGUUCUUGGGCCCGGGAGGCAUGGUCCCCGCAUCUCAAGCCAUUUGCUCAUCCCUUCUUGAGGAGUGUUUUGAGAUUGCGCAAGAAAUCCGAGCGCAAGAUGACUCAAAAUACGUCGCCUCGUCGCUGAAGCCUAUCUACGACAGGCUCAGCGAGAUUCGACGGGAACUCGAGCAGCUGGUGUUGACACAUCGCUGGAGUCUUCGCGAAACAGAUCUGUGGAACUAUAGCCUCAGUCUGCAAGAGAUCGACAAGAUGCGGGUGGAUGGGAAGUUCGUGGAUUCAGAGGGCACUCGGCCAUCAGGGCAAUAUGUCUUGCUGUACCUGCUUCGACGAUGUUACGGCCUCAUCUACAGACUGCUGUCAUCCAGCGAACCAGUAUCUGAGGAAUUGAUGCCCAUUGCAAACAAACUGUCAACUGUGAAGAAGUGUCUAAACGAGGUCCUGAAAUACGGCGGCCCCUUCUCACCACGAGACCUGUAUCCAUACCAGCUGGCGCUCUAUCAGAUCGACUCCAUGCGGAAGGAAGGCAAGUUCGUAGGCGUGGACGGGACAAUACCCGAGGGCCAGGGCAUCGUCAUGGCACACCUAAACGAGUGCCACGAGCUCCUAGAGAUGUUGAAAGAGGCGCUGGAAGAGCCCGAGGAUACAGAGGACGAGGAUUAUGUAUUUGAUGAAUUCUCUGAAGAAGGAGAGGAAUAACACAGUAGACGUACCCUUGUCAAGCAACAGUCCCUGAUACGUGGUGGGAUGCCUUGAUGCAUGGUGGGAUGGCAUCCGAUCACCCCGACCGUGCAAUUCGGGAAAUCUGAAGUAGUCGUAUUGUUGUAAGUCAUACUGUUCGAAUUGGAAUGUACUUGGUGGCAGCUCCGUCCAACUUCUCUUAAGUCA